This is a messenger RNA of Acanthamoeba castellanii str. Neff, 1173 nucleotides long. RefSeq names its product tRNA methyl transferase. The transcript has 10 exons. The coding region runs from base 1 to 1173 and encodes 390 amino acids. The record is from RefSeq and is a predicted model, not a curated record. Gene Ontology annotation, molecular function: sulfurtransferase activity. Gene Ontology annotation, biological process: tRNA wobble position uridine thiolation. NCBI's taxonomy places the organism in Eukaryota, Discosea, Longamoebia, Acanthamoebidae.
AUGGCGGCCGACGAGGCGCUGAGCAGUCGGGCGCCGGGGCAGGUGCGGGUGGUGGUCGGCAUGUCGGGCGGCGUGGACUCGUCUGUCACCGCCCUCCUCCUCAAGCGAAGAGGGUUCGACGUGCGGGGAGCCUACAUGCUCAACUGGGAUCCACAGGAGGAAGAUGAACACGGGCGGUGUCGAGCAGACGAGGACUUUGCCGAUGCGAAGAAGAUCUGCACGCAGCUGCAGAUUCCACUGCACAAGGUCGAGUUCAUCAGGGAGUACUGGAGCGACGUGUUCACUCCGUCGAUGGCGGCCUACGAGGCUGGGCACACGCCCAACCCGGACGUGAUGUGCAACCGCGAGAUCAAGUUCAAGCGCUUCCUGCACCUCUGCCAGUCACGAUUCCAGGCCGACUACAUCGCCACCGGCAGGCUGUAUCUGAUGCGGGGAGCGGAUGCCACGAAAGACCAGAGCUACUUCCUGAGCAACACAACUGGAGACGCGCUCAAGCGAACCUUAUUCCCCGUCGGGCACUUGACCAAGACUGAAGUGAAAGAGAUGGCCAAGGAGGCGGGCUGGGGCUGGCUCACGGAGAAGAAGAGCUCGGCGGGCAUCUGCUUCAUCGGCAAGCGGAACUUUUCGCGUUUCGUCGACAAGUACAUUCCGCCCACCGCCGGCUUCUUCCACUCCCUCGAUGGGACAGUGCUGGGCAAGCACGAGGGCAUGACUAAGUACACGAUUGGCCAGCGCGCCCGCAUUCCGGGACGAUUAGACGCCAACAAGCUGUAUGUGGUAGAUAAGAGCGUGGAGAAUAAUUCGGUGACUGUGGCGGAGGGCGCCGACCACCCCGCGCUCCUCACUGACUCACUCUACGCUUCCGACGUCCAUUGGAUCUCGGGCACGCCCCAAGCCCUGCGGGCGGGCGAGGCGCUGGCCUGCGAGUACCAGGUAGGCCACCUGCGGGCGCCGGCCCCGUGCCAAGUCGAGCCGCUCCAGCCCGCCAAUGGCGAGGCGACUGACGCCGCUGGACAAUACCGCGUUCAGUUCUCGAUCGACCGCACUGUGGCGCCGCAUCAGGUGGUGGCGUUCUACCAAGGCCAGCUGUGCUUGGGAGGUGGGCUCAUACAAAAGGCCGGACCCUCCUACUGGGACCAGCACAAACCUGUCCCCGCCCACUGGACAAUCUAG